Molecule: messenger RNA, 678 nt
Organism: Vanderwaltozyma polyspora DSM 70294
Lineage: Eukaryota; Fungi; Ascomycota; Saccharomycetes; Saccharomycetales; Saccharomycetaceae
Gene: GET1
Product: GET complex subunit GET1
Exons: 1
Coding region: 1-678 (225 amino acids)
Biological process (GO): tail-anchored membrane protein insertion into ER membrane
Cellular component (GO): GET complex
Source: RefSeq, a predicted model, not a curated record
AUGAAUUGGGUCAUAAUUGCUGCUUUAUUUUUUGUAAUAAUUAAUAAGUUGUUACAGUAUACUUCUAGAUAUCAGGAAGCAUGGAUUAAUAAAUUUUCGAUUUCUUCUGAUAUUAGUUCGUUAUCUAAAGAAUACUCAAAAUUGUCUGCUGAGCGUUUAAAAAUAAAAGAAGAAAACCAGUCUAUAUCUGCUCAGGAUAACUACGCUCGUUGGACUAAAAAUAAUAGAAAAUUAACUAAACUUGAAGGUGAAUUAGAGAAAUUACGUUCGAAUUUGAAAAUCGCUAAAGAUUCUCAAUCAAAAUUGUUUAACAGAUUAAAAUUAUUAACUUUAACUUUGCCUUUCAUGAUUUUAAAGUUAUGGAAGGGGAAAUUCAUAGUUUAUGAUAUCCCAACAAAAGAUACAUUCCCUGUAAUUGUAAAUGGUGUACUAUCCCAAGGUUUAUUGUACAUCCCAUUAUUACCAAUUAAUUUCUUAAGAGGUAUUGAUCCAAACAAACAUAUUCUUGUCCCAGGCGUUUCCCUAGGUAUAUGGUUAAUGGCAUUGACCAAAACUAUCGAUACUGUCGAGUUUAUCGUUAAGCAAUUGGUCUUCCAACCUGUCGUUUCAAAGCAAGUAAAGGAAAAAACUAAGGAAAAGGUUGUUGAAUUGAAAACCACCGAAGCAGAAUUAGAUUAG